CCUCCCCCCCUUUGUUACGGAUGGAUGGUUUUCCCAGAAUCAUGUAACCCCACAGGGCGAUCACCUUGGCUCGCUUAGACGCUCGCUGCCAGUGCCAGUGCCAGGACUCCUGGAGAAAAAAAAAGGGCCAACCUUGCUUUAAAAAGAACAUUUACUAACUUAAUCCUGACCCUUGACUCAAUGCGGUAUGGUGAGCAGAAAUCCAUCCACACUUCCCCUGUCUACCGUCCUCUUGCUUGUUACUUGUUUGGGAUACUACGACGAACACCCGUUCUACUCCAUCGUUUUCUCUCCUGUUUUGAUAAAGGGGGAGGUAGGAUGUGUAAUUCAUAGCUUAUCAUUUUUUUGUUCUGUACAUUCUACUAAGGUAUGUACUAGUUUUGUUAUCAUGUUGUAUGGUGAUCAUCCGAGCUUCUGCAGUGUGUUUAUGUUUGCUCCAUCAUGCCACGAGGCAAGCCUCCUCCCUCCUGGCAAGCCACCAAAUAAGAUUAACCUGUCGUUCAUCACCGAAGUACUCCGUCCUACGGAUACAGACAAGACAUAUAAACAUGAUCUGUCUUAGAUCACGGAUGUUGGGGUUUAUUUUCCCGCUCCCCAUGUCCCGUCCAGCAGGGUAAAUCCAAAAUUGGUAAUAGGGGCACACGAUUGGAAAACCCAGUUAUCAGAAAAGGGGCCACACAUUAGGUCGAAUCAAG
Molecule: messenger RNA, 695 nt
Organism: Aspergillus campestris IBT 28561
Lineage: Eukaryota; Fungi; Ascomycota; Eurotiomycetes; Eurotiales; Aspergillaceae
Exons: 1
Coding region: 188-562 (124 amino acids)
Source: RefSeq, a predicted model, not a curated record